This is a messenger RNA of Miscanthus lutarioriparius, 450 nucleotides long. NCBI's taxonomy places the organism in Eukaryota, Viridiplantae, Streptophyta, Magnoliopsida, Poales, Poaceae. The record is from the annotation of a GenBank genome assembly.
AUGGUUUCCAGGGAGCAGAAGCGAGGAGUUUUGCAUGAGAAGCUGCACAUUCUCCGCAGCGUUACUCAUUCUCAUGCGGGGGAUAAAAUGUCAAUAAUAGCGGACGCAUCGUCGUACAUCAAAGAUCUACAGCAGAAAAUUGCAAAGCUAAACCAAGAGAUUGCAUCAGCACAACACGCCAAUGUUUGCCAACCAUUGGUGAGUGUUGGAGUCCUGGACAAGGGUUUCCUCAUCAAUGUGUUCAUGGACAAGAGCUGCCCACCAGGACUACUUGCUUCCAUUCUUGAGGCAUUUGACGAGAUUGGACUCACAGUGCUUGAGGCUAGGGCUACAUGUGCUGGUUCAUUUCGUCUAGAAGCUGUAGGAGAGGAAGAAGAUGAGGGCCUAAUUGACGCACAUGCAGUGGAGCAAGCAGUAGUUCAAGCAAUCAAGAAUUGUCCUACAAACUAA